This is a messenger RNA of Cheilinus undulatus (humphead wrasse), 2464 nucleotides long. RefSeq names its product KH domain containing 4, pre-mRNA splicing factor (gene khdc4). The transcript is spliced from 14 exons. Gene Ontology annotation, molecular function: RNA binding. Bases 106 to 1944 code for a protein of 612 amino acids. The record is from RefSeq and is a predicted model, not a curated record. NCBI's taxonomy places the organism in Eukaryota, Metazoa, Chordata, Actinopteri, Labriformes, Labridae. Gene Ontology annotation, cellular component: nucleus.
GCGGAAACAGAGAAAUGUCAGAGCAGAGACUAGCUACCAACACACACACAACACAGUGCGAAGCUAAAGGUCUGUUUUCACGUCUAUUCGUUUGACUGGAUAUUGAUGUCAUAUUGUGGAACACAAAACGGCGGCCGCCGCAGCAAAUGGGACCAGCCCGGGCCCGGAUCUGGCUGUGGUGGGAUGGGGGAGGCUGAAGCUGCCCCCACCGGGGCUCUGGAUGCUGCUGCUGCUGUGGCCGCCAAGAUCAAUGCAAUGUUGGUAGCAAAAGGCAAACUAAAACCCUCACAGAUAGGCACCCCAGGACCACCUGAUAAGAUUGUAGGUGUUGCAAAGCCUCAGGUGCCAGCAAAGGCCAAAGAUGAUCUGGUUGUAGCUGAAGUGGAAAUCAAUGAUGUACCAAUCACCUGUAGGAACCUCCUGACACGAGGGCAAACACAGGAUGAGAUCAGCAAAGUGAGUGGUGCUGCGGUUUCUACCAGAGGCCGUUACAUGACAGCCGAAGAGAAGGGCAAAGCGUUACCAGGAGAUCGUCCUCUGUAUCUGCAUGUCCAAGGACAGACCAGAGAUCUCGUAGACAGGGCAGUGAAUAGAAUCAAGGAAAUCAUAACUAAUGGUGUGGUGAAAGCUGCAACCGCUUCAUCAUCUUCAGCCUUUUCCCCGAGUGCGGCAUCAGUCACAGUUUACCAGCAACACACUCCCCCUCCUCCCUCACUGCCUCCCAUGACCCACCACAAACCACACUUUCAGUCUGGGAUGCACUAUGUACAAGAUAAAGUCUUUGUGGGGCUGGAGCAUGCUAUUCCAGGGUUUGUGGUCAAAGAGCGGGUGGAGGGUCCUGGCUGUUCGUAUCUGCAGCACAUCCAGGCUGAGACUGGGGCAAAAGUCUUCCUCAGAGGGAAAGGAUCGGGCUGUUUAGAGCCAGCCUCUGGACGAGAGGCCUUUGAACCCAUGUACAUCUACAUCAGUCAUCCUAAACCAGAAGGACUUGCAGCAGCAAAAACUUUGUGUGAGAACCUGCUACAGACUGUCCAUGCAGAGUAUUCCCGAUUCCUCAAUCAAAUGAGCUCAAUGAUGCCAUCACAACAAGGCUUUGCACAACCUCCUGUAGUGAAUGGGAUGCCCCCACAGCCUCCUUACUACCCCCCUGCCGGAUUUCAGCCAGGCUACCCCAUGCCUGUACCUCCCCCUCAGCCACAACCUGUCCCUCCACCUUACACCGUCCCACCUCCUAUACCCCCUUCAACACCUGCAGGCGUGCCCCCGCAGUACCCUCUCCCUCCUGCUCCCUCCACUGCUCCCACCCCAGUUCCAGUCUCUGCUCCAGCUUUGGCCCCUGCACCAGCUGCUGCUCCAGGAACUGUGCCACAGACUCUUCCUCCUGUACCGUUUCCUCCAUCAACUGCAGCGCAGCCAAAAGCUCCACCUCCAGCCGCACCAGCCAACCCACCGCAGAAAAGACGCUUCACAGAGGAGGUCCCAGACGAGAGAAAUAGUGGCCUACUUGGAUAUCAGCAUGGACCCAUUCAUAUGACUAAUUUAGGUGCAGGCUUCCCAGUGGGCAGCCCGGAGACUACAGGACCCCUACCUCCGAGUUCCUCUGGCCCACCAAGUGAGAGGGACAGUAGACAGCUAAUGCCUCCACCUACGUUACCUGUGAAUGGAGCGAGACCCAAGACUGAGGAGAAAAGGUCACCCCCAGGCCCUGUGGAGCCCGCAGUGAAGAGAUUGAAAACUGGUUUGGUGGCAUACACAGGCGACUCCUCCGAUGAAGAGGAGGACCACUCGACCUCCAAAGCCUCAGGGCCAGGUAACCCUGGGGCAGCUCCCCCUACCUCCACCUCCUCAGGCUGGACACCGGGCUAUCGCUGCCCUCCCCCACCACCCCCUCGUGCUAAGACACAGACACAGCCGCAGUCUAUGCCUUUUUGGAUGGCACCCUAAAACAGUAGAAUGCUUUGUGACGAAUCUCACAGGAUGUUCACCCAAACUGAGCCUGUCUUUUUCCAUUACACCUUAACCACAUGGACGACCUUUUAUUUAGGAACCUGAGUCUAAAAGGACUUACUAAUGAUUUGGUAAACUCCUGUUUGUUUGUACUUCGGUGCACGCAUUAUAGUUUGAAGAUGAUGGACUGAUACUCCAAACUAUUUUGUGUAUGUUUAACGAGCAAAAUUCUGCCCCCCAGUUUUAUUUGGAAAAGAUAAAAAAAACUAAUGCCCAGUGAAGGGUUUAAAGAUAGAGUCGUUGUAGAAAAUAAUAUCACAAGGCCAUGAUGUCAAACAUCACAAUGAUUUUUAAUUUAGUCCCAGGCCUAGUUUGUCCUCCCCUUCCCUGUCUGUGGCACCAUCCUUUUCUAUUUGAGUCUUUUUGUACAGAUGAUAUGAACUUACAUGUAGUGAACAUAAGAAACUUAUUUCAUGCUUUUAUGAAAUAAAUAAACUUAAUUUAUUGCCGUGUUUGA